Messenger RNA from Colletotrichum karsti, 4086 nucleotides. Its product is annotated as phosphoribosylformylglycinamidine synthase. Gene Ontology annotation, molecular function: phosphoribosylformylglycinamidine synthase activity. Gene Ontology annotation, biological process: 'de novo' IMP biosynthetic process. Lineage: Eukaryota; Fungi; Ascomycota; Sordariomycetes; Glomerellales; Glomerellaceae. The record is from RefSeq and is a predicted model, not a curated record. The coding region runs from base 1 to 4086 and encodes 1361 amino acids. The transcript is spliced from 2 exons.
AUGGAGUUCCUCACUCUCGUCGGUGCUGAGGCCUACACCCCGAAGCAGGCCGAAGAACUCAAGACGCGCAUCAACAAGCACGCCAAUGUCUCCAACAAGGUCGCCCACGUCGAGGGCAUUUGGAUGUACUACGUCCACCUGAAGAACAGCGACAACAACCUCAUUGUCCAGCAGAAGUUGACGAAAUGGCUUGGUCUUCCCGACCAGACCAAUGCCCAGAUUGCAGCCAACACUGAUACUUCAAAGACUUACUACAUUACCCCGCGGAACAUCUCGCCGUGGUCGUCCAAGGGCACUUCCAUCACUCACGUCUGUGGCCUGGCGGACCACAUUGACCGCAUCGAGCGCGGCAGGGCCAUCACCAUCACCUUUGAGCAGCCCGUCUCUGAAGAUGACAUCGCUUUCAAGGACGUUGUCUACGACCGCAUGACAGAGACCAUUGGCCUGUCCCGUCCCGACCUUGCUGCCAUGUUCAUUGAGGGCCAGAGAUACCCUCUGGAAAUCGUCGACAUCUUUGGCGGUGAUGCUAACCCCGUCGAUACCCUCAAGGCUUACAACAAGCAGUUUGGCCUCGCAAUGGACGAGUCUGAGAUUGAGUAUCUCGUCGAGGUCUUCAAGCGUCUGGGCCGGAACCCCCACGAUGUGGAGCUUUUCAUGUUCGCCCAGGUCAACUCGGAGCACUGCCGCCACAAGCAGUUCAACGCCAACUGGACCAUUGACCAGGUCCAGAUGGGAGAGUCUCUCUUUGGCAUGAUCAGGAACACCCACAAGUCCAACCCCAAGUAUACCGUCUCCGCCUACAGCGACAAUGCCGCCGUCCUUGAGGGCGAGACCGCCAGCUUCUGGGCCCCUGACUACUCUACUGGUAGCUGGAAGCUCACCAAGGAGGUGGUGCACGUCUUGGUCAAGGUCGAGACUCACAACCACCCUACCGCCAUCUCCCCUUUCCCCGGUGCUGCCACAGGCGCUGGAGGUGAGAUCCGUGACGAGGGUGCUGUUGGUCGUGGCUCUGCCCCCAAGGCUGGUCUCUGCGGUUUCUGGGUCUCUGAUCUUUUGAUUCCCGACGAGAGCGCCCCUUGGGAGGUCGACUUGGGCAAGCCUGCCCACUUCGCCAGCAGUCUUGACAUCAUGCUCGAGGCUCCUAUCGGCAGUGCUCGCUUCAACAACGAGUUCGGACGACCUUGCUUGCUUGGUUGCUUCCGUACUCUCCUCACCAAUGUCGGCAAGGAGGACUCUCCUGAGUGGCGUGGCUACCACAAGCCUAUCAUGAUCGCCGGAGGUGUCGGAACUGUCCGCCCCCAGCACGCCUUGAAGGAGCUCGGCGACGUUCACGACGGUGCCCACGCCAUCGUUCUCGGUGGUCCUGCCAUGCUGAUCGGUCUUGGUGGAGGUGCCGCUUCGUCCAGCGCCUCCAACGAGGACAGCGCCGAACUGGAUUUUGCCAGUGUCCAACGUGGCAACCCCGAGAUGGAGAGAAGAGCUCAGAUGGUCAUUGACACCUGCGCCGCUCUCGGCGAGCAGAACCCCAUCGCCAUGAUUCACGACGUCGGCGCCGGUGGCCUGUCAAACGCCCUCCCUGAGCUGGUCAAGGACGCAGGAUUCGGCGGCAAGUUUGAGCUUCGUCAAGUACACAGCGCAGACAACAGCCUGAGUCCCCUCCAGAUCUGGUGUAACGAGGCUCAGGAGCGUUACGUUUUGCUUGUCAACAAGGAGAACAUCAACCGCUUCGUCAGCAUCUGCCGCCGUGAGGGCUGCCCCUUUUCCGAUGUUGGAACUGUAGUGGCCAAGGAUGCCGAGGGUAACGCCAAGCUGACCCUCAGCGACCGCGAAUCUCCCGACCACCCUAUGCCUAUCGACCUGCCCUUCAACGCCCUCUUCCCUCCUGGCCGCCGUCUCGAGCGUGUCGUCGAGUCCCGCAGACUCGAACUGCCGACGUUCAACGCCGCUUCCGCCCUCAAGGCAGCUAUCAGUGGCGAUGCCACCGAUGCCGCCCUCAUCACCGCUGCCACCGAGCGUGUCUUCCGCAUGCCUGCUGUUGGCUCCAAGUCCUUCCUCAUCACCAUUGGCGACAGGACAGUCGGCGGUCUUUCUAUCCGUGACCAGAUGGUUGGCCCCUGGCAGACGCCCGUCGCCGACUGCGCCGUCACCGCGACCUCCUUCAGCCUGGGCUCCAACACCCGUACUGGUGAGGUCAUGGCCAUGGGCGAGAAGCCUCAGCUGGCCCUCAUUUCUCCCGCCGCUUCAGCCCGCAUGGCCGUUGCAGAGAGUUUGCUCAACCUGGGAGCCGCCGACAUCCUCGGUACGCUUGACCGCGUGAAGCUGUCCGCCAACUGGAUGGCCGCUGUCAACCACCCAGGUGAGGGUGCCGGUCUCUACGAGGCCGUCAAGGCCAUCGGCAUGGAGCUCUGUCCUCAACUGAAGAUCUCUAUCCCCGUCGGUAAGGACUCUACCUCUAUGAAGGCUUCUUGGAAGGACCGUGAGUCUGGCGAGGCCAAGAGUGUUAUCGCUCCCAUGUCCGUUAUCAUCACAGCCGUAACCAUCGUGGAGGAUGUACGAAACACAUGGACACCCCAGCUCCGUCGUGUCGAGGACGUCGGCGAGACGAUCCUCAUGUACGUCGACCUGGCUGAGGGUAAGAAGGCCAUGGGCGGCUCCGCUCUGGCGCAAUCACUGGGUCAAAUCGGCAACGAGGCUCCCGACGUGCGCAACGUGGAUCUUAUUACGGACUACUUCGACGCUCUCCAGCAACUCCACAAGAGCGGCGUCGUUCUCGCCUACCACGACGUCUCUGACGGUGGUCUGAUGACCACCAUCGCCGAGAUGAUGUUCGCCGGUCGCUGCGGCGUUGAUGUCAUGCUCGACAACAUCGCCAAGUCUGGCUCUGUCUCCGACAUUCUCGAGUCCCUCUUCCACGAGGAGCUCGGCGCCGUGUUCCAGGUCCGCAAGGAGGACGAGACCAACUUCAAGCGCUGCUUCGCCACCUGCGGUCCUCCCCCCGGCCUUAUUCGCAAGUUCGGUGUCGUCAAGCGCAAGUCCGACCAGUCGCUCACGGUUCGUUACGGAGGAGUCGCCCCUAUCGUCAGCUUGGAUCGCGCCCAGAUGCAACAGUGGUGGUCGAGGACGUCGUACGCCAUGCAGAAGGAGCGCGACGACCCGACCUGCGCGGACAGCGAGUACGCCACCAUCUCCGACUCAACGGACCCGGGUCUGUCGUACAACCUCACCUACAAGCCCUCCGAGACCAUCAUGCCCCUGACGGCCACACUCGGUAGCCUCGUCCGCAAGACACCCCGCGUCGCCAUCCUCCGCGAGGUCGGCGUCAACAGCCACAAGGAGAUGGCCUUCGCCUUCAAGGCCGCCGGCUUCGACCCCGUCGACGUUCACAUGUCCGACAUCCUCUCGGGCGGAUCGCUCACGGACUUCGUGGGAGUCGCGGCGGGAGGCGGUUUCUCGUACGGUGACGUAUUCGGCGCCGGCGUGGGUUGGGCGCAGUCCAUCCUCGAGCACAAGCACGCCCGCCAGGAGUUUGAGAACUUCUUCAAGCGCCCCGACACCUUCGCCCUCGGCGUCUGCAACGGCUGCCAGAUGAUUACCCGCCUCAAGGAGCUCAUCCCCGGCACCGAGAGCUGGCCCACCUUCGUCGAGAACGCCAGCAGGCAGUUCGAGGGCCGCUUCACCAUGGUCAAGAUCGACGAGUCCAAGGCCGCCACCCCCUCCGUCUUCCUCCACGGCAUGAACGGCUCCUCCCUUCCCAUCGCCGUCUCCCACGGCGAGGGCCGCGCCUCCUUCUCCUCCCCCAACGCCCUCGACGACCUCACCGCCGACGGCAUGGCGCCCCUCAGGUACGUCGACAACCGCCUCCAGGUCGCGGGGCCGGAAAGCUACCCGUACAACCCGAACGGCAGCCCUGGCGGCGUGGCUGGCGUCAGGAGCAGGGACGGCAGGGUCUUCGCCCUCAUGCCCCAUCCCGAGCGUACCAUCAUGGCCGACGUCGGCAGCUACGUGCCCCCCGAGCAGGUCGAGGCCUGGGGCGAAUUCGGUCCGUGGAUCAGGAUGUUCAGGAGCGCCAGACGCUGGGUGGGCUGA